GUUCCCCCACAGCUCGCCAGGAAAAAGACGGUGAUCCGGACGUUGGGUCUUUUCUAAGGUCCUGUUUGAAUGUGUCGGACCCCCACCUCCCCCUCUACCCCCUCCCCAGUCCCACCCACCGCUCUCCAACACAAACACACCACCAGUCCUCAUUUACUGGAUCUGCGCUUUGUUAUCAGAGCCUUCCCCUCCUCUGCCUCUCUUAUUCCAGGAGAGAGAAGGGAAGUUUAUUUCUUCCUUUUCUGACGGAUUGGUUUCGGACUCAUUCUGGAUCUUGCGUCCUCCGCUGCAGGACCCACACAGCUCGAUGCAGCCACGAAUGUGGGCUAAUUAGACUGGCAAAGAAACUGGUUUAAGCGCCGGAACAAAAGGACGCCGAAGAGCUUUCUUUUUUUCUUCUUCUUCUCCACCCGGUGUGUCAAUCAUUUCCCCACCACUGCAGUUGUCAAGUUGGGAGCCCUGUUGGGAAAUGGACAAACCCCUCUGAAGUGAAGAAGCCGCUCUUCCUCACCAACACAACCACAGGACUUGAUUUGGACGAGGAUCCCCGAGAGGAGAACAUGUUUACAUCCCUGUUUCCAUGGUAACCCCAGAGGAGCAUGCACAUCCGGGUCAGGAGUUAGCCUCAGCGUUCGUCUCCUCCGCCUGCCUCCUGUGAGAACUACACUACCCACAAUUCCUGUGAACUGACAGAAACACACUCUGACAUUUAUUGUAUCAGUGUUACAACAAAACAAACCAAAAAAAAAAAACACUCAGAGGAACAAAAACUACAAAAACAACAACAAGAACUACAACUCUGCUGUGAAGAGGACCAACAUGGCCAACAACACGGCGGACCACCCUCCGGGGAACUCGGUGGCCGAGGGGAACCAUGACGGGGACUUUGGGAUGACCACGGAGGACCUUAGGGACCUGAUGGAGCUGCGGAGCGCCGAGGCAGUCAACAAGAUAACGGACACGUACACGGACGUGCAGGGCAUCUGCCGCCGCCUGAAAACAUCACCCAUAGAAGGUUUGUCUGGAAACCCCGUCGAUUUGGAAAAACGUCAUGCGGCGUUCGGCAAGAACUUCAUCCCCCCAAAGAAGGCCAAGACAUUCCUGCAGCUGGUGUGGGAGGCUCUGCAGGACGUCACGCUUAUCAUCCUGGAAAUCGCUGCAAUCAUCUCGCUGGGCUUGUCCUUCUACCAUCCACCAGGGGGCGAUAGUGAAGCAUGCGGACAAGUUGCAGGAGGCGUCGAGGACGAGGGCGAGUCCCAGGCUGGCUGGAUAGAAGGCGCCGCCAUCUUGUUCUCUGUGAUCAUCGUGGUUCUGGUGACGGCCUUCAACGAUUGGUCCAAGGAGAAGCAGUUCCGCGGUCUUCAAAGUCGCAUCGAGCAAGAACAAAAGUUCACCGUCAUCCGCAAAGGCCAGGUCAUCCAAAUCCCUGUGGCCGAGCUCGUGGUGGGAGACAUCGCUCAGAUCAAAUACGGAGACUUGCUGCCUGCUGACGGGAUCCUGAUCCAAGGCAACGACCUGAAGAUUGACGAAAGCUCUCUGACUGGUGAAUCCGACCAUGUCCGCAAGUCUAUGGAGAAAGACCCCAUGCUUCUGUCCGGGACCCAUGUCAUGGAGGGAUCGGGCAGGAUGUUGGUGUCAGCCGUCGGCCUCAACUCUCAGACCGGCAUCAUCUUUACUCUACUGGGCGCCAGCGAGCACGAUGAGGAGAAGAAGGUCAAGAAAAGUAAAAAACAAGGACCCCCCGAAAAUCGCAACAAAGCCAAAACCCAGGACGGCAUCGCCCUGGAGAUCCAGCCGCUGAAGAGCGAGGAGGCCGCCGAGUCCGAGGAGAAGGAGGAGAAAGAGGAGGUGAAGCAAGUGAAGAAGGUCAACGUGACAAAGAAGGAGAAGUCGGUGCUGCAGGGCAAACUGACCAAACUGGCUGUGCAGAUCGGGAAGGCUGGUCUGAUCAUGUCGGCCGUGACCGUCAUCAUCCUCAUCCUCUACUUCGUCAUCGACACAUUCGCGGUUCAGGGACGCUCCUGGGUAGCCGAGUGCACCCCCAUCUACAUCCAGUACUUCGUGAAGUUCUUCAUCAUCGGUGUCACGGUGCUCGUGGUCGCCGUUCCAGAGGGGCUGCCGCUCGCCGUCACCAUCUCUCUGGCUUACUCUGUCAAGAAAAUGAUGAAGGACAAUAACCUGGUGCGUCACCUGGACGCCUGUGAGACCAUGGGAAACGCCACGGCCAUCUGCUCGGACAAAACGGGAACGCUGACCAUGAACAGGAUGACGGUGGUGCAGGCGUACGUCGGUGACACGCACUACAAAACUGUUCCUGAACCUGACGCCAUCAAACCUGAGACUCUGGAAAUCAUGGUCAACAGUAUCUCCAUCAACUCUGCCUACACCACCAAGAUCCUGCCUCCGGAGAAAGAAGGCGGCCUUCCUCGCCACGUCGGCAACAAGACGGAGUGCUCUCUGCUCGGCCUGGUUCUGGAGCUGAAGAGAGACUACCAGCCAAUCAGAGAUGAGGUCCCUGAAGAGAAACUCUACAAGGUGUACACCUUCAACUCCUCCCGUAAGUCCAUGAGCACCGUGCUGAAGAACGCUGACGGAGGCUACAGGAUGUACAGCAAGGGAGCGUCGGAGAUCGUCCUGAGGAAAUGUUCUCGUAUCCUGGACGCGCAGGGUCAGCCCCGAAUCUUCAAGCCGAAGGACCGUGACGAGAUGGUGCGUAAAGUGAUCGAGCCGAUGGCGUGCGACGGGCUCAGGACGAUCUGUGUGGCGUACAGGGACUUUCCUGCCGAGGCCGGAGAGCCGGACUGGGACAGCGAGAACGACAUCCUGAACGAGCUCACCUGCAUCGUCGUGGUCGGCAUCGAGGACCCCGUCAGACCCGAGGUACCUGAGGCUAUUUCCAAGUGUCAGCGUGCCGGCAUCACAGUGCGCAUGGUCACCGGAGACAACAUCAACACCGCCCGCGCCAUCGCCACCAAGUGUGGCAUCCUGCUGCCCGGGGAGGACUUCCUGUGUCUGGAGGGUAAAGAGUUCAACCAGCAGAUCAGAAACGACCAAGGAGAGGUGGAGCAGGAGCGUCUGGACAAAGUUUGGCCCAAACUUCGCGUUCUGGCUCGUUCCUCUCCAACAGACAAACACACUCUGGUCAAAGGAAUCAUCGACAGCACGGUGGGAGAAACUCGACAGGUGGUGGCGGUGACGGGAGACGGAACCAACGACGGCCCUGCCCUCAAAAAGGCCGACGUGGGCUUCGCCAUGGGUAUCGCCGGUACAGACGUGGCCAAGGAGGCGUCCGACAUCAUCCUGACCGACGACAACUUCACCAGCAUCGUCAAAGCCGUCAUGUGGGGAAGAAACGUCUACGACAGCAUCUCCAAGUUCCUGCAGUUCCAGCUGACCGUCAACGUGGUGGCCGUGAUCGUGGCGUUCACCGGCGCCUGCAUCACACAGGACUCUCCACUGAAGGCCGUCCAGAUGCUCUGGGUCAACCUCAUCAUGGACACUCUGGCGUCUCUCGCUCUGGCCACCGAGCCACCCACCGAGUCUCUGCUGCUGCGUAGACCGUACGGCCGCAACAAGCCGCUCAUCUCCAGGACCAUGAUGAAGAACAUCCUGGGCCACGCCGUGUACCAGCUCGUCAUCAUCUUCACGCUGCUCUUCGCUGGUGAGAGCAUUUUCGACAUCGAUAACGGCCGUAACGCUCCCCUGCACUCACCGCCGUCUGAGCACUACACCAUCGUCUUCAACGUGUUCGUCAUGAUGCAACUCUUCAACGAAAUCAACGCCAGGAAAAUCCACGGAGAGAGGAAUGUGUUCGAGGGCAUCUACAGGAACCCCAUCUUCUGCAGCGUCGUACUGGGAACCUUCGCCCUGCAGAUCAUCAUCGUUCAGUUCGGAGGGAAGCCGUUCUCCUGCACGGCUCUGACCAUCGACCAGUGGCUGUGGUGCGUGUUCAUCGGCGUGGGAGAGCUGCUGUGGGGACAGCUGAUCUCGGCCAUCCCCACGCACCACCUGAAGUUCCUGAUGGAGGCGGGUCACGGCACCACGAAGGAGGAGAUCCACGAGGAGGAGCUGACGGAGGGCGCCGACGAGAUCGACCAUGCCGAGAUGGAGCUGAGGAGAGGCCAGAUCCUGUGGUUCAGAGGUCUGAACCGCAUCCAGACGCAGAUUAAGGUGGUGAACGCUUUCCGUAGCUCCUUGUACCCGGCGGGGCUGGAGAGCCCAGAGUCCCGUAGCUCCAUCCACAGCUUCAUGGCCCAUCCCGAGUUCGUCCCGCUGUCCGAGGAGGAGGCUCGCAUCCCCCCCAUCGAGGAGACCGGAGACGAGAUCGAACCCCUACCAAGCCCCUCCUCCGGGGCGGGAGGAGGAGGAGAGCCGCCGAGCGCCUUCCCCUGCAGACGCGAGUUAUCAAUCUGAGCUCCUCUCUCCUCUUCCUCCUCCCUUCAGCAUCAUCUGUCAUCCCGCCAACCGAACUGUUGCACCAAGGAGGGAAGUCAUCACUCUGCUCAUCCCGCCAUCCUGCACGCGCACACAUGCUUCACAUUGCCCCCCCCCCACCCCCCAACUCCUUACCCCCCAGUCAUCGCUGCCACAUUGUGUCUUGCAUACUGACUGUGGCGUUGUUCAGCCUGUGAGUUUGUCCCUCCACCACCACCAUACAUGUAUCAGCAGAGGGGUGGAGUCCAGAGUCUCCACUGUGGAAGGCCUGUCCUGGUCCAUUCAUGUUUUGUUUUUUUUAACUUGAUGAUCCUUUUAAAAAAAAUAUGUUUUUAAACUAUGUCAAUUUCAAUCUUUUUUGCGGGACUCUCAGCAGCAUGUCGUGUUCUGUACUCGCUUUCAUUCCUGCGUAACGCUUCUCAAAAACGGCACCGAACUUUUCAAAGAGUGCAGUGAUUCUCAUGUACAUACGCUUUUGCUCUUCUACACAGCUAACGGCCGGGGUUUGGUGAUCAGAACAUUUUUAAGGCAAAUGCAAAAAUGUAAUCUUUUUUUUUUUUUUUUUUGUCUUUUUUUUUUAACCUCCUCCAAUCAUUGAUUCAAACUCCUGAGAAUGUCUUGUGAGUGUGACACUACAGUCUGCAAGGUUCAACUGUUAAAAUAAUGUUCUUCCCUUUAUCGUGUCUGUAUGUGUCACUUUUUCUUUAGCUGCUGUGUUGCAUGUGGAAGGACAGAAUGUUAACUGCACAUAAAUAUAUCUAACAUUGGGGCGUCAAGAGAGGGCUCGCUCUCUGCUCAUCUCACCUUAGUUGGGGGUUUUGGUUCUCUCUGCCCCUCCCCCCGGUAAGUCCACAGUGUUGAUAGGAAACAGGAGUGUGCUUCAUGUUUCCUCCUCUUAUAGAGUGCAUGUUAUGUUUCGUUCGUGUUGAGUCGCAUGAUAACAUUGGAAUGAAUAUUUGGGAUUCUGUUUAGACAACCGUAUGUUAUGUUAGUUAGUCUGCAGCAGCUUCUGUUCAGAGCUCGGUCAACUUCCUGAAUGUGGGACUGAACUUCCUGUUCGCACAACAGGACGAGAUCAGACUUGUCAAUAGACAAAUCAUGUUGAGAAAAACUGAAGAAAAGUUUAGGGUUUGCAUUAGGAUUGCUACAGUGGUUGGUGCUACCUGUGUUGCACGUAGUUCGGGCAUACUCACAUUACAUGACCUUUUUAUACAGCGCAUAAUCCAAGCUUGGUCAUACUGGUGAAGAUAAUUUAAAACUAAGAGUGUCUCACCAUAUAGCAGCAGAUUUUAAGGAUAUUUCAUAUUUCACUUAAAGAGAAAGGAGAGGUGAUCCAGAUCUGUGACCGGAAACAUUGACCAACAAGACAAUGUUGGAAGAGCUUGUGUUAGAGAUCCCUGAACUGGCAUUCCUAACCGGUUUGCCAUCUACAGAUAUCGUUGAUAGAAAUAACAUAAAAUAUCUGGUUUAAUCGUUAACACUGUUUGUCUCAAGUGGUUAGGUAGCAUCCCCAAUCUAUGUACAAGGAAGUGUACCACUCAAAGGCCCAGUUGACCUGCCUACAACCAAUGCUUUCCUUAGUUUAGUUUAAUGGUUCCCUCUAGGCAAGGAGCCAAUCCCAGCUCCCAUGGGGCGAAAGUUGGGUUCUCCCAAUUGAGCCAUUGAUGCCUCUCUUGCAGUUGUCACAGCGGAGGUAGUACUGAUAAAAUGAGGCCACAAUAGAUACUUGAUUGGCCUGAUUCCUGAAAAGAAAGGAUGCAGACUCCCUUGAAACUAUCACACCAUCACCCCCAGCCUGGACCAGCCUGAUGUUGAUGACAACAGAUUGGUUGGUUUCAUGCAAAAUAUGGGAUUAACAAUUAUUGUGCAUCAAGGACUCCAUUGCCAACUUCCUUGCAUUCUUUGCUUCUCUUUCCUGUAAACCAAUCAAAAAUGUAAAAGACCACAUCUGACCAUGACACUGUGAGGUGAGACCCCCAUCGCUAAUCACUGCCCGCUGUAAUGACAUUGCAGUUGACCAAAUUUACAUCCAGUGGACCCUCACAGCUACAAAGAAAGAUCCAGUUAUUGUUUACUGUGUCAGAGUCAACGAAAAAACAGUACUGCCAAAGGAUGAAAAGUAUCAUCCUGGAAAUAGAAAUCCUCGUUGAAAGAUGUACUUAAUUUUCUUUUCAUUUUCUUAGUUUCAGUGGCGUCAGAUUAAUAAAGGUAGCCCCCACUUUCCUCCCCAGAAACCUCCCAAAACUCUUCCUAGUCGACCCUGAUAUGUUCCAAGACCAGAUAGUAUAUAAUCUCUGCAGCGAGAUAAAUCCAGAAUGAAGCAACAGCAAGUCAUCUGGAUCAGAAAGUUAACCACUUCAACUAUCUCUUUUGUCUUAGGUUUCACCAACCACAGCUAAUCCAAUCAUCUUCGUGCCAUAUGCGGCUUUCAGUUGACUUCAUAUGUUAUGAUAUUGCCUCUAAAACUAGACUUCUGUUCAUCUGAAUUGGAGCUUUAAAAUGAUAUAACUAUUGACAAGUCUGUUCUGAGUCACAAUGGAAGAUCUCCAGUUCAAGAAACAGGGAGUUAAAGGAUCUCUGAACCGUUUCUGGACCGUCUCUCUGUGUUUAAGACAAAUCUUAGUACCAACUCUGAAGUUUUUGUUCCUGUAUUUGUCAAGAGUUUCAGGAACAUAAACUCAAUCAGUGACAUUGCACAGCUGGCAGAGGAGAAGGUGUUCAAUCAUCAUCCCUCUCUGCUCUGCUGUGAUUGAUUAACAGUCGUCAGUGUGGUUGCCACGCUGAGGUUUAUGGGAGACUGAUGAUGUCACCAGUCGGCCUGUAGAGUAAAACCCACUGUGUGUCAGUGCUGCCGCUCAGUACUUCUUGCCUGCCGUUGUCCACAGAUUACUGUCUUAAAAGAAGAAGGAAUCAUCUACCAAUCAGAGGCAGUGAUGAGUCUAAUCCCCUCUUAGUCCAACUAGUAACCAUCAAGCUAUCUUUGAACUAGGACACGUUAUUGAAGUAAUGUGCUACUACUGCCAUAUUUCCAACUUUCCUGUCACAACUAGGUUCUUCCUCUCCCCUCUGAUGAGCUUUUUCUAUGUAACUCAGAGCCAUAUUUUAUAGGUUGUCUGUAUUGUUUUUUAUCUCAUUGUUAUCAAGGUUUCCUUUGGACUUUCCUAACCCCAACCCCAAUCCUUCCCCCUCCUCCUCCUCCCCUGGCCCUUUACUCCAAACACGACCAAAAAAGCAAGGAGAAAAUCUUCAGUCGUCACUGCCGAACCAAGUUUAAAGGACCUCUACAAUGUUUACAUGAAAAGCAAGUGGAUGGCAGUUCGCCUGCGCUUCUCUCAUCCGACCACUUCCCUUUCAUUCCCUUGCUUUCCUGAAUCUUAGAGUUACUAUUUAACUAAAUGGGGAAUCUUUCUUGCAUGGUUUUCAUAUAAAAUUCAAUGUUUUGCUCAUUUUUUACAAUUCUUCUGUAUUUUUAUAUUAAGUACUUUUUAAUAUUUUGGAGAUAUAUGAAUAUAUAUGUAUAGGCUGAAAAGUUUGGUGACAGUACAGUACAUGAAUGAGAUUAAUCUAACGUGGACUCUGUCUUUUUACAGCUCUCUAAAUAUUUAUGCCACGUGUGUCGUCACCUAAUGUUAGGGCUCAGAAACCUGCAGUGACUUGUUUACUUCCUGUCGGCCAUCCAAUUGGAAUCCCAACAAUUUUAUUCUCAUCAGCCCCCCUUUAAUUGAGUAUAAUCACUUUAUCUAAGAUGUUGUGAUACACUACAGCCUAUGUGAUUUUGCAGUUAUCCAACUCCAGUAGAGUUCAGCCAAUGCAACGUGAAUACAGCUAACUGUAUCAAACAUUAAAUGGGAGUGUAUAAUUAUUUAUCCAACCUCUGGGUAUCUUUGUUUCUGUACUUUGAAGCUACUACGACUGAUUUCUUUGAAUGAGUGGAAUGAUUCUGUUUUCUAACUGACUGAUGUCAGAGCUGGUGACUUUAAAGAGGAUCAAAGCUGUGUCCCGACUCGGGCUCCGCCUCCUUUUAAAGUCCAGAAAGAUUUCUGAUCCCUCAGAUGGACCAAAAAACAGAAACCUUAGAACCAAAGCAGAGCCGGCCCGAGUCAUAAAAUAAACCCAUGAGCUGCUUUAAGACCCCAAGCCAGGAAGUCAAAGAUGAACCAGGAAUAAAAUAUUUUCCUGAACUGGGUGUGCAUAAAGUCUGUAGGCUCUAACCCAAAAGACCCAGUCAAACUGUCAAAGGAUGAUUGGAUCUGCUCAAUAUGAAUUACCAAUGGUGGUGUAUUGAAGAAGAUUCAACUAGGGAUUGAGAAACGGAUUCUAAAUAUUCUACAUCUUUUUGAAACAACAAAAGUCGCCAUGUACUGGCAAUUAGAAACAAUGCAGGCUUAAGGCACUUCCUCGUUGGUAUUACCUUUAAAACCAGAGGAUACGUCCAUUUUUUUUAUACAUUCAAUGUCCUAACUGGACUGACCAAUUUAUAAAUUUAGCUUGACUUGGGUCUUUGGUUGGAUCUUGUUGCUAAAAAAAUUAUAGGACCAAUAAAAACUGCCAAAUGAAAUGUGGAGUCUUUUUGAAGAACCAAUGUUAACUCUUUCUUUAGAUUUUUUGUAUUUAAAGCAACACCAACAUUUUGCUUUGACUAAUGCUAUCUUCAAAAACAGUUUUGGAACUAAUUUGCACACUGGGGGGUAAGGGGGCUUAGUGGGUUGUCUUGCCCAAACUCGAGGCUCUAAAAAAGCUUGGGUCGGCCCUGGAUUGAAGGUUUUGUUGACCAAAUUCUGGCCAAAGAAAGAUCAGGAAGCCACAUUUUUUAAGCUUCAGUCUUGAUAUUUAAUUCGGUCAUGAAAUAUCAAGAAUUAAAGGAGGCGGAGCCAGGGACAGGACAUGCAGAUGUAGACGUCAUUGCCAUUUUGUACCAACUACAAACUUAAAAAAAAAACACUUUUUGGGAAGAGAGCGGGACUGUUAAAGCGCUUGUGACAUCACUUCCUCUUCCUGCAGGGUGUCUGUUUGUCUGUGAAUGAGACACACACCGUCAAAACGAUGACGCUUUUCCUCUUUGUUUUGUUGAAUGAAUUGACAGAACACCUGUGCUCCUCCAGUCAGUACAAUGUAAAUAUUGUCAUAUACAUGAAUGAAGUGUACCUGCUGUCUGUGUCCGUGAUGGGAAACGGGAGAGGGGGCAAUCAGCCAAUCAUCACCCAGCAAAGCUUUAAGAAUGUUCUGCCAAAGUCGUUUUUUUGUUUUUUUUCUUCCUUCUGCACAAGUUUGAUAGAAAAUUUGCUGCCACAUGCCCCCUUCCCUUCCUCCUGCUUGGAUACGAUUGUCCCUCUGCUCUUGCCAUAGCCUCAGUGUGGCUGUGGUGGUCGUCUGUUGGACUGGUUGGACUGGUUGCCCUCAAAUCUCAUGCCAGGCGCACAGUACAGCCUCGCCAUCAGAGACGCUCCAGGCCUGUUUGUGCUUCUGGUUUAAUGAAUAAAAAGUCCGGACGAGACUAAGCAGCGGACUGAAAAUAUUCACCUGCUUUUAGGUUCAAUUUGUCUUGGAGUUUAAAGGAAUCUCCGUUUGCCACAGUUUUCCAACCUGGACUUCUGCAAGGCGAAGGAACUCACUUCUGAUCAUUGUCAUGUCAUUGUUGCGUUUUGACUGCUUCCUCUUCAGAGCGCUGCCUUUUCUCGAAACAGCACCUGUCAUCGGAUUUUUAAGGAAUUCUUUGGAGAACCUUGGCAUCCACCUCAAGAAUCAUGAUUUAAAAAAUGGUCCAAACGAACUGGAAUAGUUGGAAAAGUCAUAACCACUUAACAUAUAUAUCUAUAUAUUUAUACACUAUCUCUAUAUAUUUAUAUCUAGUAUGCAUAUAUGUUUGUAUAUAUAUAUUAGAUAUAAGUACAUAGACAUAUAUAUGGUUUGAACUUCAUUGCAAAAAAGACUGAAAAAGUUGUUUUCUGUAAUUACUAUGAUACACAGUAAUAGGCGUUGGUGUUAUUUUUGUAUAAACAUAAUAUCAUCUAUGUGGCAUGCAUGACAUAUAUACAAAAAUUUGGUGGUUUAAAGCAAUAUGUCCAACCUGGUGCGAUUGGUUCUGUCGUGUUCUGUGUAGCCUAAAGCCACUCUGUGCGAAAAAGAGAUAAAAAAAAAAAAAAAGAGAAACUGCAUUUGGAUAAAACUAACUGUUCAGUAUACGUGUUCAAUGUUCUGUGUUCUGCAUGUUUUAGUAUGGAAUGAAACAUCCCUAAAUUUCGACUUGUUUUUCCAAAUGAAUCUCAAAUACACGCCCCAAACACGCGCAACAUUACCAACACACAGACACACACAUACACUCACACACUUACAUGUAUUUGCACUGUGAGGUGAAACACACUGAGGAAAUUAAAACUGUGUGACUUCUGA
Messenger RNA from Labrus mixtus (cuckoo wrasse), 10824 nucleotides. Its product is annotated as plasma membrane calcium-transporting ATPase 1-like. The transcript is spliced from 21 exons. The record is from RefSeq and is a predicted model, not a curated record. Bases 820 to 4413 code for a protein of 1197 amino acids. Gene Ontology annotation, cellular component: membrane; intracellular membrane-bounded organelle. Lineage: Eukaryota; Metazoa; Chordata; Actinopteri; Labriformes; Labridae. Gene Ontology annotation, biological process: regulation of cytosolic calcium ion concentration; calcium ion transmembrane transport. Gene Ontology annotation, molecular function: ATP hydrolysis activity; ATP binding; PDZ domain binding.